This is a messenger RNA of Pelobates cultripes (western spadefoot toad), 399 nucleotides long. The record is from the annotation of a GenBank genome assembly. Lineage: Eukaryota; Metazoa; Chordata; Amphibia; Anura; Pelobatidae.
AUGGCAUCCCAGACUAAAGUUCUAGACUGCCAGGAUCCAGCUGAGCCUCCUUGUCAUCAGUUACGCAUAACACGGACAGUGAGAGGACAACACUGGAGGCCAAAGCUAGCACUACCUCAAAGUAUUCCUGCUGUCAAACCCCACCAUUGUGUCCUUGCACGGCGAUCCAGAGGGGGCCCUACCUACAAGUGUGGGCCAUGCCAUCAGAGUAUUCCUGCUCCACAGAGCCUGCUGAACACAUCAGGACUGUCGAGAGGCCUUAUUCCUGGGUUGACUGUGGCUGGAUUCCUGGAGGAACGAUGCAAGAUCACAUCCAUGUUUGGGGCUGGUGGAGUGCCCCUCCAUGGCUCAGUGGACUCUACUAUCUCUGAAUAUGUUUUAGUACUUAUUAAGCAUUAG